ACAACUUCCAAGAGGAAAUUCUUGAUCCAACAACAUGGUCCUGAUUAUACCUAUAAGAAUAUCAAGACAUUUGGAGGACAGCAACAGCAGAAAACAAUAAAUAUGUCAACCUCACUACAACAACUACUAUUCCUACAUUACCAAACAGACCGUUUGGGAGAGAUUGCUUUCCCCAAACUCCCCGAAUUCAAAUUAUUAAUGACAAGAUUAGUUUCUGACCUAACAUUCAUGUUAUUUAUAUCCAAAGCCUCUAUAGUUGAGCCUAUCUUCAUUUUCAACCUUGAGGUGUUCAAAAUCAAUCAAUAUAGUUAUUUCCCUCAAACUUAAUGACAACUAUUGAAGCAUCAAAGAUAUGAAUGCCAAGAACUAAUCUUAGCGUUAAGAAAAGAGCAAAUUUAUUUAUUCUUGCAUGCAGCUGCAAGCUUAUUACAUUGCUAUAGAUAUCAACCACCGUGGUUAUGCAAUUUGGAAGGUCUGAUUUGGAUCCCCCUAAUAUACAAAUUGAAUUUCAGAGAGAAAAUACGUCUCUAAGCAGUCGAAAAGGCAUGUAAGCAUUAACAACAUAGGGAAUAGAGUCAGCCAGAGUAAAAUAGGGAGGCUCCAGCAUGAUACAAAUCACCAAAACAGAACUCCUUUUUUUCCCCUCCCAAAUAAUGACACAAUCUAUGGUUGAAUAAUCGUACCACAUUAUCAGAAGAUAAAUAUCCGUGGACCAUAACAACAGGCUUAGGCUUAAAUCUGACUGAGGCUUGCUAUUGGUGGAUCGAUCACGAAGAUCAAUAUUAUUUUUACGAAUGUGCUUUCAUGUGAAAUCGCCAAUUUCCAGCCCAGAGAGCAAAGUAAUAACUCAAUAUUCGUGAUAAUAAACUUCAAACUAACAAUGAGCUGGAUUUAGAAGCAAGUACUAUAUUCGAACAUCGCCUAUUUGAAACAAUGCACCAUUAUCAAGUUCUAGUAUUCGUGAAUAUAUUCCCAGUUAUUAAUUGUAUUUCAAAGAUCGAACAUCUUAUAAUUAUAACAGCACGCCUC
Spathaspora passalidarum NRRL Y-27907 is the source of this 1029-nucleotide messenger RNA. RefSeq lists its product as uncharacterized. The record is from RefSeq and is a predicted model, not a curated record. The transcript has a single exon. Lineage: Eukaryota; Fungi; Ascomycota; Pichiomycetes; Serinales; Debaryomycetaceae. The coding region runs from base 103 to 327 and encodes 74 amino acids.